Molecule: messenger RNA, 1277 nt
Organism: Acanthisitta chloris (rifleman)
Lineage: Eukaryota; Metazoa; Chordata; Aves; Passeriformes; Acanthisittidae
Gene: ADAP1
Product: ArfGAP with dual PH domains 1
Exons: 10
Coding region: 174-1082 (302 amino acids)
Biological process (GO): positive regulation of GTPase activity
Cellular component (GO): plasma membrane; intracellular membrane-bounded organelle
Molecular function (GO): phosphatidylinositol bisphosphate binding; GTPase activator activity
Source: RefSeq, a predicted model, not a curated record
UCAGUCAAGUGCAAAUCUCUCUUUCCUUCUUGCUUUCAGACCCAGACUGGGCAUCCCACAGCCUGGGGAUCUUCAUCUGCUUGAACUGUUCAGGAAUCCAUCGCAAUAUUCCCCAAGUCAGCAAGGUGAAGUCAGUCCGUCUGGAUGACUGGGAUGAUGCUCAAGUGGAGUUUAUGGCCUCAAAUGGAAACAAUGUAGCAAAAGCAAAAUACGAAUCUAAAAUGCCACCGUUUUAUUACAAGCCAACGUUUCUUGACUGUCAACUGCUGCGGGAACAGUGGAUCAGAGCCAAAUAUGAGCGAAAAGAGUUCAUUCACAGCGAGAAGCAAGAGCCUUACUCUGCAGGGUACCGAGAAGGUUUCCUGUGGAAGAGAGGACGUGACAAUGGGCAGUUCUUGAGUCGAAAGUUCGUGUUGUCGGAGAGGGAAGGGGCACUGAAGUACUUCAACAAAAAUGACGCAAAAGAACCCAAAGCAAUUAUGAAGAUUGAACACCUAAACGCGACUUUCCAGCCUGCAAAAAUUGGGAACCCACAUGGACUGCAGAUCACUUACUUGAAGGACAAUAGCACAAGGAACAUCUUUGUCUAUCAUGAAGAUGGCAAGGAAAUAGUGGAUUGGUUCAAUGCCAUCCGAGCAGCACGUUUCCAUUACUUACAAGUGGCAUUCCCUGGAGCCAGUGAUGUUGAUCUGGUGCCAAAGCUUUCUAGAAACUACCUGAAGGAAGGGUACAUGGAGAAAACGGGGCCAAAGCAAACAGAGGGAUUCAAGAAGCGAUGGUUCACCAUGGAUGACCGACGGCUCAUGUAUUUCAAAGAUCCCCUGGAUGCCUUUGCUAGAGGGGAAGUUUUUAUUGGGAGCAAGGAAAACAGCUACAAGGUGCUGGAAGGGCUCCCACCGUCCACGCAGGGAAACCACUGGCAGCAUGGAAUCACUAUUGUCACUCCAGAUCGGAAAUUCCUCUUUGCCUGUGAGACAGAGGAUGACCAGCUGGAGUGGAUCACCACCUUUCAGAAGGUUAUAAGCCGGCCAAUGCUGCCUCAGGAAUAUGCAGUGGAAGCCCAUUUCAAACAUAAACCUUAGCUGGGACUGGCGGGGCAGACCUGAGGAGUGAGCUUCUGUUUACAACACAACGUGGUUUUAUUUGAAAUGUUAAAAAUAAUUAAUGAUAAUAAUAACAGUAAUAAUAAUAAUAAUACUUCCCUUUCCCCUCAUCAUUCACUUGAUCAUGUUGGAAACCAAGAAGGGCAGCGGUGGAAUAUCAAAGAUGCUGAUCCA